Messenger RNA from Centropristis striata (black sea bass), 3304 nucleotides. RefSeq names its product translocase of inner mitochondrial membrane 50 homolog (S. cerevisiae) (gene timm50). Lineage: Eukaryota; Metazoa; Chordata; Actinopteri; Perciformes; Serranidae. The record is from RefSeq and is a predicted model, not a curated record. Gene Ontology annotation, molecular function: phosphoprotein phosphatase activity.
UCACGUACGCUCUCCCGGCAGCUAGUGCUACUAUCCAACAUGUCGGCUACGGCUGUGUACCCCAUGUGUUUGCGAGCGAGCCGGGGCCUCCUGCGGCUCCGGAGCGGGGCUGUGGGUGCCUCCUCCCCGGCGGUAGUGGACAUAGUCAGGACACUCUCUACGGAGAAGCCGCCGGCCGGAGCGGGCGGUGCGACGGGCGGGCUGGCUCAGGCUAUCCUCCAGGAGCGGCUCCAGCAGCAGCAGCAGCAGAGUCAGGGCCAGCCUCCUCCUGAGGGAGGUGAGGGUGAGAAGGAGGGAGAACAAACGGAGGACAAGAAGCAGAAGGAGAACACAGCCUACGCUAAGAAGAUGGUGCUGCGGCUGGCGGGGCUGAUGGGGAUCGGAGGAGCCGUCGGCAUGGUCUACUUAUUCGGCACCAAUUCAGUGGACGAGCAAGGAAACAUUAUUCCAGACGAGUUCGACAGAGAGCCUCCCGUCGUCCAACAGUUGAAAAGAACCUACAAAUACUUCAAGGAUUACAGACAGAUGAUCAUCGAGCCGACGAGCCCGAAGCUGCUGCCCGACCCUCUGAAGGAGCCGUACUACCAGCCUCCCUACACGCUGGUACUGGAGCUCACCGACGUCCUGCUGCACCCCGAGUGGUCGUUGUCCACCGGUUGGAGGUUUAAGAAGCGUCCGGGCAUCGACUACCUGUUCCAGCAGCUCGCACCACUCUACGAGAUCGUCAUCUUCACUGCAGAGACCGGCAUGACGGCGUAUCCUCUGAUUGACAGCAUCGACCCUCAGGGCUUCGUCAUGUAUCGUCUCUUCAGAGAUGCUACACACUACAUGGAGGGGCACCAUGUCAAGGACGUGUCCUGUUUGAACCGGGACACCAGUAAAGUGAUCGUGGUGGACUGUAAGCGGGAGGCCUUCAGCCUGCAGCCGUUCAACGGAAUGGCUCUGAAGAAAUGGGACGGGAACUCUGAGGACAGAACGCUCUACGACCUUGCCAACUUCCUCAAGACGAUCGCACUGAGCGGCGUGGACGACGUGCGCUCUGUGUUGGAGAACUACGCUCUGGAGGACGACCCGAUCGAGGCGUUUAAGCGCAGACAGGCUCAGCUGGCGCAGGAGGAGGAGCAGCGUCUGGCCGAGCUCUCACAGCAGAAGAAACAGGGACUCUCUCUCGGCACCAUCGCCUCGCGGUUCUGGCGCUCCAAACAGCAGUGAGCCCCGCCCCCCUCUCACACUUUCACCAAUCACAGCCCUGCUUGCCAUCUGCAUUGAGGCGAGGGGCCAGAGGAGAGAGGGGGAGGGGAGCGGGCCCCGUAACCAAUCACGUCUCAGUGGGCGGGUCUGCGGUGCUGGAACAUUGUCCGUCCUCUGCACCAAUGAGAGGCACUUCCUGUUUUUUUUGGAGGCAGGGCAUCAGCGGCCCCAUCCCUUUGGUCAUCAAGCUGCUGAUUGGUUAAAAAAAAAGACUAGUGGCAGAGGAUCCAGGUCAGGAUGAACUCUUGUUGUUGGCGGUCUGGAGGCGGGUCUGAGAUUAGCCCUCCGACUCUGGUCGGCCUCGCCGCUCGCAGGAUCUGACCUGAGAUCAGCGCUCUGUCCUGUACCACACCUGCAGAAUGUGUAUUUAAUUUUAUUUUCUAUUCCUCUGCGUGUGUGCUGACAGGCUGCUGGAGAUAAAAUAAUGGAUAUUGUUUAUAAGAAAUAAAGAUAAACAAUAAAUAGUAUUCUUAAGAGUUUAUUCAAUAUGUCAGACGGUCGGCUUGUCCAGUGCUGUGGCGGCGACGUGGACAGGUAACUGCCCCGGCUGGUUGCCAUAGUGAAGACUGGACCGGCAGCUGAGCCGCUGAGGAGCAUCAUGAAGGAUACAGUCUCUUUAGUUCUGAUCUCCCAUUUUCACAUCAAACGAUCAGUUUAUUAUCGUCCACAGAUUCCCAAAGUCCCUCCAUCUGUCACUCUAAAUCCUGACUAAAUCUUUAAAAACACAAAUAUAUAGUUUCAUUUUUUAGUAAAGUAGAGAGUUUUUAUAAAACAAACAGGAUGAAAUAGUGCAUUUGUUGUGGGGCUAUUUUAAGCGGUGGAUUGAUCCACAUUUAUUGCUAUAGUGAGCGUUUGUUGCAGCAUUAAAGGUACAAUGUGUAACUUUAAAAUGUCCUUAUUACUGACACCGCUGGACAUUUUGUGAAAUGCAGUCAGUCUGCAGACAUUAGCGAGAAGUGCAAGACACGAGCAACGACAUGACACGACAGACUGAACAUGACCGACUGGCCUCAAGUUCAUGUAUCAUCUUAUUGAUACUUAUUAGCUUGCUUUUUUUCAAAUGACUUGAUCAGCAAACACUACGAAGCAAUCUACAGCAUUUUGGUACUGUUUACAUGAACCGAUGCAGGUACUAAUACAGUUACCUGGAAUUUGGUAUCUUUUUUCUGUACUUUACUCUCUUCAUAAUAACAAAAUUGUAGCAGCAAAUGUGUCCGAUAACUUUCAGCAUAGAUUUUGUUUCAAAACAUUCGGCUAACGUGCUUUAAAACAAUGAUUCCUGUUUCAACCAGAUGCUCUCAGGUACCGAUUGAUUUCACGUGAAUCAGGACUUGAUAGUAGCAACAGAAUUCUGUCGGUACCCUUAAAAGUAUCGAGUUCAGUACCCGUCCCUAAACACCAUGCAGAGCAGCUUAGUUUCAGCUAGCUGGCUAACCUUAGCUUAGCUUAGUUUAGCUCAGGGUAGUUGGCUGUGACUGCUUUGCAUCGUUUUGGGAUUGUAGAAAUUCGUGGCUGUUGGAAAGGAAUUACUAAUGUAGACUUUCUGGUGUCUGCAGGUCGUUUGUUGGUAACUCCUAUGCUAAGCUAACGUUAGGUUAUCGGGGGAGCUGAAGAGAGGCAGUGAACAUAAACGUCACAUCCUCUGAAUUUACCUGAAGAAACGUCCAUAGUCUUUUACACAGAUAUCAGUGGACAGGCCAAGAGUCAGUUUUUGUCGCAUUCUGUUCAUCAAACGGAGAUUAUUUCAUGUAAAUUGUUGCGCUGUACCUUUUAAGGGCGUUGUUAGAUAAACUAGAAAUCAUAAUCUCUCUAUAAAAACAUACAAUAUUUAUUACUCAGACGUGUUUUUAUCGUUGGACCCCCCCCCCCCCCCAACCCCGGUGGAUUGAUCUUUGUUUUUUUUAUUAUUUUUGAGAUAUUUCUGUCGUCGCGUUCCUCCGGAGAGAAAACAGCCAUCCAGAGAGAGGAGGUGCUCAGCUGCCGUUCUUCAUGUGUUUGUUGGAGAUUCUGUGACUCAUGUUGAUCGACUUCCUCAAUAAAACAAACAAACCAA